Molecule: messenger RNA, 1110 nt
Organism: Lottia gigantea (owl limpet)
Lineage: Eukaryota; Metazoa; Mollusca; Gastropoda; Lottiidae
Exons: 1
Coding region: 1-1110 (369 amino acids)
Biological process (GO): intracellular signal transduction
Source: RefSeq, a predicted model, not a curated record
AUGGAGAAUAUAAGUAGAACUGUUAGUGUUUGUGAGACAACUAAUAAUAAUGAAGACAAUGAUGAACUACCUAGUAGUAUCUCAGCUGAUAACAGCCCUAUCAGUAGUGAAAAUAUCCUGUUUCCCACCCAUACACACAACAUUGACAUAGGAACUAGAAAUGAUAAUGGUAAUGGAGCUCCUAAGAUUUCCGAUAUUAUUGAAGAAGCUGUAAUAACAGACGAUACUACUAGACUCAAAGAAAUUUUGAAGUCAACUCCCAAUGUAAGCAAAGCUUUAAACAAGCAAAGAGAAUCUGCUUUGAUACUAGCUGUGAAAUUGACAAAGUAUGAUAUUGUAAAAGUGCUCUUAGAAAGCCAUUUUUGUGACGCUAACAAAUUGAAUGUGAAUAACUUCUCUCCGUUAGAUGUGGCUCUGAUAACCACAUUUGAUAAUCGGUUAGAACCUCGCCACUCAGUUUGUUGGAAGAUAGUGUCUCUAUUAUUGGAACAUGGUGCUAAGCCUUCUUCUCGUGAUGCCAUGAUGUACGUGGUUCGUACAGCUUUUAAAUAUAUUGAUGAUCAAUUCAUUAAUCAGUUGAUUGAAAUCUUCUUGAAUGGUACGCUAGCACCUAUUGCUCAUGAACUUUUAUUGGUCAAACUUCAUCGCUCUCAACCAAUUUAUGAUGGCAACACUGACCAUUUUCUUAUGAAGAUUUCAUGGUUAGCUUUAAAAAUCAUAAAGCAAACCGACAUGGCUUCCUUGUGUGACAUCAUCAACAGUUUUGUAUAUUAUGUGGAUUCUCAUUGGACAUCUAGAGAUUGUCAAGUCAGAACCCUGAGAAAUUUGGUUCUGUAUGCUUCGGCUACUGGCAGAUCCUGGAAAAAACAUGAGAUUCUUCUAGUCAACAGAGUUUCAGAAAGUCUUGCCAAUUGGUGCCAAAAUUUACAAGUACAUGUACCUUCCUUACAACAUUUAUGUCGAGUGACAAUUCGCCAAAGUGCUAAAAGAUCUGUUAAUGAUUUAACAGAGAAUCUAUCACUACCGAAUUCUCUCAAACAGUAUUUAUUAUUGUGUGAUGUGGAUAAGAUUAUUGAGUUGAACAAUAGCUUGAAUAAUAUUAAUUUCUAG